Molecule: messenger RNA, 2164 nt
Organism: Dermochelys coriacea (leatherback sea turtle)
Lineage: Eukaryota; Metazoa; Chordata; Testudines; Dermochelyidae
Gene: IFT46
Product: intraflagellar transport 46
Exons: 12
Coding region: 840-1895 (351 amino acids)
Biological process (GO): intraciliary transport; cilium assembly
Cellular component (GO): motile cilium; centrosome; intraciliary transport particle B
Source: RefSeq, a predicted model, not a curated record
UGGACCUCAGAUUGAAAACUCCUGACGUAGAGCAAACCUAAUCCCUGCCUUUGCCUUCCCAGAGAGGCAAGGGGGGUGAGGUAAUAUUUUUUUUUAUGGACCAAACUUCUGUUGGUGAGAGAGACAAACUCGGAAGCUUGACUCACUCACCAUCAGAAGUUAGUCCAAUAAAAGAUGUUACCUCGCCCACCCUGUCUUUCUAAUAUCCUGCCACUCGCACCGCUACAACACUUUCCUUCUCAGACAGGCUGAUGGAGGAUUUGAAGUGCACUCGGCAAAUUAUGACAGAUUAGAAAGCUCCCCUUGCCUUGUAGUCCGAGAGGAGUUAGAAGGAUUUGCUUUGCUCUGAGUCAGUCUAGUCCAUUUUAGAACAAGGCAGUCCCUUUCCCAUCCUUCCUGCAUUACAAUGAUGGGAGUUUGCCGUGCUGUAAACCGAUCUAGCUCGAACUAGAACAGCUCGGUGCUCUUCUUCCUGCAUUGGGAGGGGUGAUAUUGCGCUAGACCAAUCCAAGCCGAUCUAGAAUAAUGCCAACCUGAGUUGAAGCUGUGCGUGGGACUGGCGAAAUAAAACAAACCCUACGCGCCGUCAACAUUUUUCUUGCCGUGAAGCUGUUCGGCCACUAGGGGCCGCUGCUCAAAGCUUUCCCAUAAGCACAGACACUUGGGGGAGGAGACUUCCACGUGAUCCUGGGUGAGUCGAUCUGGUCACCGGAAAGCCAUAGAGCUGGGGCUGGGCAGUAUCGCGAGAGUUACUCUCCAAUCGCUAUGGAGACGGGGCCCAGGCUGUGCCCGGCGAAGAUGGAGUCCAGGCGGCGGGCAGGGCCCUGAAAGGCCGGGCCAUGGCGGAGGCCCUGCAGACCAAAAUAGUUGAAAACCAGCCCUAUGAUGAGAGUCUAGAGAUUAACGACUCAGAAGAGGUUGCCAGUAUCUACACACCAACUCCGCAGCAGCAAGGUCCGAGGUCCACAUGCCCACCGCUCAAAAGCAUGGCUGAUAACAGCAGUGAUGAGUAUGAUGAAGAAAUAAACAAGGAGAAGACGGUAGCCCAGUUGGCCACCCAGCGAGGAUUUAGUGAGAAUGAGGAUGGGGAGGAUGAGGACGACUCAUCUGAAACUGACUCGGAGGAUGAUGAUGAUGAUGAAGAGGAGCAUGGAGCCCCUCUGGAGGGUGCCUACAACCCUUCAGAUUACGAGUAUCUACCAGUGUCUGCAGAGAUUAAAGAGCUCUUCCAGUAUAUAAGAAGGUACACUCCACAAAUGAUAGAGCUUGAACACAAAAUGCAGCCUUUCAUUCCAGACUUCAUUCCAGCUGUUGGGGACAUUGAUGCCUUCUUAAAGGUUCCAUGUCCCAAUGGGAAGCCAGAUAACCUUGGCUUGUUGGUACUGGAUGAGCCAUCCACAAAACAGUCAGAUUCCACGGUGCUCUCUCUCUGGUUAACGGAAAACUCCAAACAGCACAAUGUUGCACAAAUAAAAGUGAAGAGCUUGGAGAAUGCAGAGAAGAAUCCCAAAGCCAUCGAUAACUGGAUCGAGAGCAUCAACGAGUUACAUCGCUUCAAACCUCCUGCUACUGUGCACUACACCAGGCCAAUGCCUGAUAUCGAGACUCUGAUGCAGGAAUGGUCCCCAGAAUUUGAGGAGCUCUUGGGAAAGGUAAGCCUUCCUACUGCGGACAUCAACUGUGGCCUGGCUGAGUAUAUUGACAUGAUAUGUGCUAUUCUGGACAUUCCUGUCUAUAAGAGUCGGGUCCAGUCCCUGCAUGUCCUCUUCUCGCUGUAUUCAGAGUUCAAGAACUCACAGCAUUUCAAAGCCCUGGCUGAAGGGAGAAAGGUAGGGGGUCCUCCAUCAAAUCCACCCUCACAAGCAGGAGAGACAGAAGUGUUAAGCUUCAGCUGAGAAAAACCCUUUCUUCAUGAGCUGGGACCUGCACCUCGGAGUAGAGCCUUGGCCUAAGCCAAUCAGUAGAGCAAGGCAAAGCAUUACUGAAACCUCAGUCUUUCUGUGUGUACUGGCAGAUGGACAGGGUACGACUCCGAUGAAUUAGCAGAAGUUAGAAUUUAGCUCAUGGUGUUUAAUUGUAAAUGCUGCAUGACCCUUUUCCUUUGGCUCAUUCCCAGAGUAUUCAGCAUUAAACAAGUGCUUGUGAGCGGGAGCACCUCAGCAAG